Messenger RNA from Knipowitschia caucasica, 417 nucleotides. The record is from the annotation of a GenBank genome assembly. Lineage: Eukaryota; Metazoa; Chordata; Actinopteri; Gobiiformes; Gobiidae.
AUGGCUGUGAUCAACGCACAAGUCAGUGAGCUCAUCAGGAGUCUGCGUAAGAAAGGCUGGACGACUAGCGCUAUCGCCAAACACUUGGCCACAACUGGAAUAAGAGCUUCCUUGCGAACUAUCCAGCGUCAUUGCCGAUGUGCUGUUGUGGAGAAGAAGAAGGGGCGCAAGCCACGUAAAUUGACAAGUCAGGUGAUGGAAAUAAUAGACUCCAUCCUGAGAGCAGACGAUGAACUACCAGCAAGAAAAGUAAAAGAGCUUCUCCAAAGCAGGCACAACAUAACGAUCGGCUUACACUCGAUUCUUCCAAGACAACGAUCCAAAACACACAGCAAAAAGUGUCAAAGCCUGCAUUCAAAGGGAGGGGAUCAACUGGGUACCGACACCGGCAGAGUCGCCGGAUCUGAACCCCAUUGA